Messenger RNA from Anoplophora glabripennis (Asian longhorned beetle), 1726 nucleotides. Its product is annotated as cytochrome P450 6k1. Gene Ontology annotation, molecular function: oxidoreductase activity, acting on paired donors, with incorporation or reduction of molecular oxygen; monooxygenase activity; heme binding. The record is from RefSeq and is a predicted model, not a curated record. The coding region runs from base 129 to 1628 and encodes 499 amino acids. The transcript is spliced from 5 exons. NCBI's taxonomy places the organism in Eukaryota, Metazoa, Arthropoda, Insecta, Coleoptera, Cerambycidae.
UUGAAAAGCAAAAUUGAGCAUAUUAAAUUUCACAUUCUAGACAGGACAACUAAAGAAUUGAGGUGCCUGACUUUUCCUCGUAUACGUCACUGGUUAAAUCAUUACUUGUUUGGCAGCGGAAUUGAAAGAUGUUACUGUCUUCGUCAUGGCUAAUAGAUAUUUCACUUCUCCUUUCUAUAACCGUCUACAUUCUAUAUAAAUAUUUCUCAAGAAACUACGACUACUGGAAGAAAAAAGGUGUCUAUUAUUUAAAACCAAAGCCAUUUAUUGGCAAUCUUUAUGAUGUAAUCACUUUCAAGAAAACAAUGGCGCAUUGGCAACAAGACGUUUAUAAGUCUACAGAUGGACCUUAUGUAGGAGUAUUCGUAUUUCAUAAACCUGUGUUAUCAUUGAGAUCACCUGAAUUAAUCAAAGAGGUAUUAAUGAAGCACUUUGAUCAUUUCUCAAACAGAACCGCUUUAGCCCCAGAACAUAACCAAAUAUUCGCAAACACAUUAUUUCUCUUGAAAAAUCCGGAGUGGAAACUGAUGAGAUCGAAGGUGACACCUGCAUUUACCUCUGGGAAACUAAGAGGAAUGUUUCCUAUUUUAAAAAACAUCGGACAUGAAAUGAAUAUGUACCUGAACAAGAACCGUGGACUCUUGGAGGCCAAAGAUUUAGGCACAAAAUAUGCGGCUGAAGUUAUUGCAAGAACAGCAUUCGGAAUAAACGCACGCUGUUUCGAUGAAGAAAAAAGCAGUUUCUAUGAAAUUGUCUCUUUGUUUUUUGAUUUUAAUUGGAAAACCGCUGCAUCGCAAACUGCAUUUUUUUUCAUGCACGGUGUAGCAAAUUUACUUCGCUUGGAAUUCGUAGAUAUUAAUGCGGUUAAAUAUCUCAAAGAAGUGUUUUCCUGUACCAUUGAACAAAGGGAAAAAUCAAAUGGAAAAGGAAAUGAUUUGAUUGAUAUUAUUGUGGAGCUGAAAAAGGAUAAAGAAUUUUGCAAUAGAAUGAAAUUUGAAGGAGAAAAGAUUGUAUCUCAACCCAUGCAAUUCUUUGCGGCAGGAGUAGAAACAACAAGCUCUGCAAUAUCAUUUACCUUAUACGAAUUAUGUAUACACCCUGAAAUCCAGAACAAAUUACGAGAAGAAAUACGGAAUUAUCUUACAGAAAACAAAGAGAUCACCUACGAGAAUUUAACACAACUGAAAUAUAUGGAAAUGUGUAUUCUAGAAACCCUUAGAAGAUAUCCUGCGUUGCCUUUCCUUGACAGGCUAUGUAAUAAAGAUUUCACAAUUCCUGGAACUGAUAUUUUAAUUGAAAAAGGAACCCUGGUCUACAUUCCUUUACUAGGAUUACAUUUUGAUGAAAAAUACUUUCCUGAACCAGACAAAUACAAUCCUGAACGAUUUGCAGACAAAAGUACGUUGAAUAAAGAUGGUCUCUAUUAUUUACCAUUUGGAGAGGGUCCAAGAAUUUGUUUGGGUGAAAGGUUCGCCAUGAUGAACGUCAAAAUAGCACUGAUAAAUAUUCUAUCUCAGUUUGCUGUUGAACCCACGUCAACUACCCCAGUGCCCAUAAACUUUACUAAGAAAAGUUUCGCCUUAAGAUCCGAUGUUGGUUUGCCCAUGAGAUUGGUCGAAUGUAAUUAAUAAAUUAAGAUUUCAUUUAUAUGUCAAGAAUAAUAAUAAUAAAUAUUAACGUUUAUUUGCAAUGUAUAGGUAAUAAUGAUAAUACAAUAUUACAAUGU